Sorghum bicolor (sorghum) is the source of this 1875-nucleotide messenger RNA. RefSeq lists its product as uncharacterized. Lineage: Eukaryota; Viridiplantae; Streptophyta; Magnoliopsida; Poales; Poaceae. The transcript has 4 exons. The coding region runs from base 1 to 1875 and encodes 624 amino acids. The record is from RefSeq and is a predicted model, not a curated record.
AUGGCUCUGAUCCAAGGCCCAUGGAUCCUUCUUGGGGACUUCAAUCUUGUCUGCAGCCCCGCUGAUAAGAACAAUGGCCAGAUAAAUUCCUCCCUCGCCUCGGCCUUCAAUGAAGCCAUUCUUGAUCUCCUACUGAUUGAAAUAGAGCUCUCGGACAGGUUGUAUACCUGGACCAAUAAGCAAUCCAAUCCCAUCCUUGCAAAGCUUGACAGAGCGUUCACUAACUUCGACCUUGAUCAACUUUUCCCAAUGGCUAAUCUGUCAUCCCUCCCUAGACCCACCUCCGACCACACUCCCGUAAUGCUCACACUAUCAACCACCCUCCCAAAGACAACUACCUUCCAUUUCGAAAACUUCUGGUUGCACAACAGUUCCUUCCUCCCCCACGUUACUGAUGCCUGGAACCGGGCUCCUAUGUGCGCGGAUGCAGCAAGGCAACUCGCUGUGUGUAUCAAGUCGACCAGAACUGCGAUCAAGGUUUGGGCGAGGUGUAUAAGGGCACCAAUCCACCAAAUAAAUGACUGUCAAUUCCUUGUCCAGCUUUUUGAUUUCUUUGAAGAGACACGUGCACUAUCCAAUGAUGAAUUUCAGGCACGGCAGCUAGCUCAAGAAGGACUUGAAAGUGCAAUCAAAGCAAAGGCCUCUUAUUGGAAGCAAUGUAGCAAACACAAAGCCAUCAAAGAAUCAGAUGCCAACACUGCAUUUAAUCACACAAAUGCCACUCAGAGGUUCAGACAUAAUAAUAUCAGACUUGUCAGAGUAAAUGGCAAUGACAUUGUUAACCAUGAUGGAAAGACAUUAGCUCUCACUGAUUUUUUCAGUUCCAUCAUUGGAAAUCAAGGCUCCUCAGCUGCUAUAUGCCUCAGUAACCUUUACAAGGACGCCUACACUCCGGCUGCAACCCUCACAGCGCCAUUCACAGAAUCUGAAGUGAAAAAGGCCCUGUUGUUGAUGAACCGAAAUAGUGCUCCCGGCCUUAAUGGUUUUAGACUAGCUUUUUAUAGAGCGGCAUGGCCGCUUGUCAAGGAUCAGAUCAUGCAGUUUAUGGUGGCCUUUCAUUCUAGAUCCGUCUCACUUGAUUUCAUCAACCGAUCACACAUGGUUCUCAUCCCAAAGAAAGUUGGUGCAGUUGAGGUUGAUGCUUUCCGUCCGAUAUGCCUCCAGAACUGUACAAUGAAGAUCCUAUCAAAAGUCCUCACCUCAAGGUUGCAGGAUGAGAUCCCAAGGCUCAUUGACAUUCAUCAAACUGGGUUCAUCAGGGGAAAGUCAAUCUCAGAUACCUUUGUGCAUGCAAUGGAAUUGGUGCAAGUUUGCAACAAGAGGAAGCUGCCAACUAUCAUUCUGAAAUUGGACUUUGCCAAGGCCUUCGACAUGGUUAAUUGGGAAGGGAUGUUCUGUGUCCUGUGUGAAAGAGGGUUCAGUGAUCUUUGGGUUAAAUGGAUGUCUGACAUCCUCAGUUCCUCAAAGAGUGUGGCUCAUCUCCUAAACCCCAUGGGAAGAACAGUGCUCAUCAAUUAUGUCCUGGACUCUCAACUUGUUUACUGCAUGAGCUCUCUACAGUUGCCUCCUGCAGUGAUUACACAGAUGGACAAGAAACGGAGGCCUUCCUCUGGUCAGUUCGAUGUCUGGGCAGGAGAUGAAGCCUUAGCAGACUCCUACCCUGCCCUCCUAAGCCACCACUCAAAACAUGACGCCACUAUCCAGGAGGUGAUCAGCAAUGGCAUCCAUGCUGGUCUCAGAAACCGGCUGUCACCAAGGGCUGCCCAAGAACUAACCCAGCUCGGCACCUCCAAGAGUGAAAAUGUUCAUGUGGCUUCUGCUCCAGUGAAGGAUCCAAUGCAGGACGGUGCUACACAAGAAGCAUGUCCUCCCUGA